Molecule: messenger RNA, 2871 nt
Organism: Plutella xylostella (diamondback moth)
Lineage: Eukaryota; Metazoa; Arthropoda; Insecta; Lepidoptera; Plutellidae
Product: 7SK snRNA methylphosphate capping enzyme
Biological process (GO): snRNA modification
Molecular function (GO): snRNA binding; O-methyltransferase activity; RNA methyltransferase activity
Source: RefSeq, a predicted model, not a curated record
AUUUACGCAAAGAAAACAUGCUAAUGCAGGUAUUCGUUGUGUGUGGUGCGGUCUGCAAUAAUUUUUAAAAUUUACCUUGUUUUCUCGUGAUUAUCGUUGUUUAUCUAAGUUAAAUACUCAGUAUGAGGUUGUUAUUUUUAUAUAGUGUUAAGUUUUACUCAAAUAAAUAGACGUUCUUGGUUAAUCGUGGAAAUCAGCUUGUUGUUAUCGUCGUUGACGGAUGUCCUUGUACAUUUCGCUACAUUUGAGAACCCUCGUGGCGGCAAAUUUGAUUGUCCAGUAGUUAUUUAUCGUGUGAUGUUUCAUAAAUAAUACCACGGUAUGGGUAGCUCUGAAGAAAAUAUUAGUGUAAGUGACAUUAAAGUAGAAGAAACCACAACAACCCCGGCGGUUGAAUCUGCUGCUGCUGAGACCUCGCUGCAGGAUGGCGGGGACAGCGCCGACACCACCCUGAACACCACGAGCGGCCAGUCGGAGACCAGCACCUCCAAAGAAACAGACGGAACUGUUCCCGGUAAAAAGGGCAAGAAAAAGUUUCGCCACGGGAAAAAGGGCCAUGUCGUUUCAAAAGAUAAUACCGACAGAAACACAGUGCGCAGAGUGCACUACGCCGCGGCCAAAUUCAAACAGGGCCGGAAAAGAACACAAAGUUUUCCAACAAUUUCAAAGUUUUUUCUUCCAUACAAGAGACCCCGUAAAGAUGCUUUUAUCCCGCCUACUAAAUUCUUAUUAGGAGGUAACAUUUCUGACCCAUUAAAUUUAAACAGUCUUCAAGAUGAGGAUAUCAACAGGGCUAUGAAUGCGGUAACUCCGGAGUCAUCUCCCCUGCCCACGCCUCCUCGACACAAGGCCAAGAUUGAUGUCAUAAUUCCGCCUAACAUUCGUGAUCCACUCAAUCUCAUGGAGCCGCUGGACAAUGAUGAGUACGAGAAGCGUCUCCAGAUGCAGCAGCAGCGGAAACCCAAGGGUCGCCCGAAGCAACGGCGCCGCACCACUGAAAACACUGCAGAGAAUAAUGAAGAAGAUAAUGUGGAGAUAAAAGUAGAGGGAGUCAUGAAGGAGCCUGCGGUGCCUGAAGCUUCUACUUCAGCUUCAAAAGCUGCUCGAAAGAGAUCUUGCAGUGAGAGUGAGAAUGCUUCUCAGAAAGCAAAGGAUGCUAAAAAGCUAAGGCGUAUGGAUUCAUUGGACAAGAUAGUUAGUCCAGUGGUGCCACAACCUGGGGCGUGGAUGCGGGCGAGGCCGCAGCCCCGGCCAGCGCCGCUGGAGCGUCCCGCCUCACCCAAGCCCAGCAGCGAUGAUGUUGAGAAGAAGUUGCCAAAGUUCCACCUCAAAAAUUCAAGAUAUCAGUAUGGAAAUUAUGAUAGGUAUUACGGCUACCGCAACCUGAAUGCUAUGAUGGAUGUUCGCCUGCAAGUGUUUGAUAUGCACCAACAUUUGUUCCAAAACAAGGAUGUGUUGGACAUUGGCUGCAAUGUUGGUCACAUCUCCAUUGCUGUUUCCAGGACUCUGGGAGCUCGUUCAGUUGUCGGCAUAGACAUUGAUCCAGUGUUAAUUGGAAGAGCUCGGAAAAAUCUGCGCUCCUUCAUCCCGGUUCCGCCGGAGCCUCAGAAAGUGGAAGAGGAAGUAAAAAUUAAGACAGAGCCCGAGACAGAAGACGACAAAAAGUCAAACUGUGAUAAAUGCGAUGAACCCAAAUGUGAUGAAGCGUGCCUGGCCGCUGACCAGAUCAAGGAAGAACCCGAGGCUGAUGAGAAGAAGCCGCAAGGGCGGAAGCUCCGGAGGCCGAAGAAGAAUAGGAAAGCUAUGAAUAAGGGCGAGCGACAGUGCUACUUCCCCAUGUCCAUGGCGAUGCUGUACGGCCCGCUCGGUGCGCCCACCACCUCGACAGCCGCUCUGCCGACGUUUCCGCAUAAUGUUACUUUCAAACAGGGCAACUACGUCCCCCGCGAAGAGAUAGCGGUAGGUUCGGGGGCGGAGGCAGCUCAAUACGACCUGAUCCUGUGCCUCUCCACCACCAAGUGGCUGCACCUGAACUGGGGCGACGCGGGGCUGAAGAGAGCCUUCAGGAAGAUGUUCAACGACCUGCGUCCUGGAGGCAAGCUGGUGUUGGAGGCGCAGAACUGGGCGAGCUACAAGAAGAAGAAGCGGCUUACGCCAACAAUAUACGAGAACUUCAACUCCAUCGAGAUGCACCCGCUGAAGUUCCGCGAGUACCUGCUGUCGCCCGAGGUGGGGUUCAGCAAGUGCUGCAUCCUGGGCGUCCCGCAGCACGCCAGCAAGGGGUUCCGCCGCCCCAUCCAGCUGUACAUCAAGGGCGACUUCACGCCCAGCAAGGCGUGCUGGUCCGACGCGCACGCGCCCUCGUCGCACCACCGGCCCGAGGCCGAGCCGCCGCGCCGCACCGUGUACGCGCCCGUCGCGCCCGCCUACCGGCCCAGCGACGACGCGCCCUCGUGCGGCGCCGCCACGCCCUACUCGCCCAACCUCGACUGCAGCGCGGACGACUCGCCCUUCUACAACCCGCGCAGCGACUCGUACGCACCGUCCUACGAGCCGCCGCGCCCCACCGUGUACGCCACGCUGGGCUCGCCCAUGGGCGGCGCGUCCCCCGCCGCGUCCCCCGCCGCCUCCCCGCACUCGCCCGCCCCGCACGCGUCCCCCGCCCCCCACGCGUCCCCCGCGCCCCCCGAGCUCACCGCGCGCGUCUACUGCGCGCCCACGCCGCCGCAUCGGACUCACGAUGACUGAAAAAGCGAAUAAGUUUACAAGAUCUACGUAUGUACAUACUGUUUUAGCCCCCUAAGGAUGUAUCUCCAUAAGUUGAAAGUAUUUUAUAAUAUUAUUAUAUACUCGUAUAUAAGUAUUACCUGA